This is a messenger RNA of Macrosteles quadrilineatus (aster leafhopper), 4568 nucleotides long. RefSeq lists its product as uncharacterized. Gene Ontology annotation, cellular component: centrosome. The record is from RefSeq and is a predicted model, not a curated record. Gene Ontology annotation, molecular function: protein binding. The transcript has 21 exons. NCBI's taxonomy places the organism in Eukaryota, Metazoa, Arthropoda, Insecta, Hemiptera, Cicadellidae. The coding region runs from base 137 to 4516 and encodes 1459 amino acids.
UAGUUUACAAUGAGUUAAAUUUAUUUUGUCAGGAAAUUUGAAGGUGAAUGGCUAACUCAUAGUCAUACUAAUAUUUUAGAUGAGAAUUCCUGAAUGAAUUUUACUUAUUAAAAUAUGAAGAGCAAUUUUCUGCAUUAUGACUGAUGGAGAUGGAAGCCUUAAUUUGAUUCUCCAUGACAAUAACAAGGAGAUUCCAAAGACUUCAUUUGAAAAGAAGAAAGUUGGUAAAGAUGGAUUGGUACUUCAUGUCCACCAUUCAUUGCCUGGGCCGAAAGGAAAAGUUUCUAAACACCAUUUCACCUCAGCGUCCUUUGAUUUGGCAGGAGAACGACUAGCAGUGUCUGACUCUAUGGGGAACACCUUCAUUAUAGAUUUAUUGUAUAAUAAAUUUUGGAUGCUUCCUAAAUUGCCAGCAAGUAACUUCAUUGUCUUUUCAAAGUACAACCUAAAGAGACAAGAGAUCCUGGUUGGAAGUGUGUCUGGUCCUUUGCUUUUUGUCAAUGUUGAGAGUGGAGAGACAACUGGAGAGCUUGUGGGUCACAGAGAGCCUGCCUUGCAUGUGUCAUUCUGUGACUUGGAGCCCUACUGUCUCACUGUGUGUGUUAUAGAGAGUGGAGAGACAACUGGAAAGCUUGUGGGUCACAGAGAGCCUGCCUUGCAUGUGUCAUUCUGUGACUUGGAGCCCUACUGUCUCACUGUGUGUGUUAUAGAGAGUGGAGAGACAACUGGAGAGCUUGUGGGUCACAGAGAGCCUGCCUUGCAUGUGUCAUUCUGUGACUUGGAGCCCUACUGUCUCACUGUGUGUGUUAUAGAGAGUGGAGAGACAACUGGAGAGCUUGUGGGUCACAGAGAGCCUGCCUUGCAUGUGUCAUUCUGUGACUUGGAGCCGUACUGUCUCACUGUGUGUGUUAUAGAGAGUGGAGAGACAACUGGAGAGCUUGUGGGUUACAGAGAGCCUGCCUUGCAUGUGUCAUUCUGUGACUUGGAGCCCUACUGUCUCACUGCGUGUGUUGUAGAGAGCGGAGAGACAACUGGAGAGCUUGUGGGUUACAUAGAGCCUGCCUUGCAUGUGUCAUUCUGUGACUUGGAGCCCUACUGUCUCACUGUGUGUGUUAUAGAGAGUGGAGAGACAACUGGAGAGCUUGUGGGUCACAGAGAGCCUGCCUUGCAUGUGUCAUUCUGUGACUUGGAGCCCUACUGUCUCACUGUGUGUGUUAUAGAGAGUGGAGAGACAACUGGAGAGCUUGUGGGUUACAGAGAGCCUGCCUUGCAUGUGUCAUUCUGUGACUUGGAGCCCUACUGUCUCACUGUGUGUGUUAUAGAGAGUGGAGAGACAACUGGAGAGCUUGUGGGUCACAGAGAGCCUGUCUUGCAUGUGUCAUUCUGUGACUUGGAGCCCUACUGUCUCACUGUGUGUGUUAUAGAGAGUGGAGAGACAACUGGAGAGCUUGUGGGUCACAGAGAGCCUGCCUUGCAUGUGUCAUUCCGUGACUUGGAGCCCUACUGUCUCACUGUGUGUGUUAUAGAUAGUGGAGAGACAACUGGAGAGCUUGUGGGUCACAGAGAGCCUGCCUUGCAUGUGUCAUUCUGUGACUUGGAGCCCUACUGUCUCACUGUGUGUGUUAUAGAGAGUGGAGAGACAACUGGAGAGCUUGUGGGUUACAUAGAGCCUGCCUUGCAUGUGUCAUUCUGUGACUUGGAGCCCUACUGUCUCAUUGUGUGCGUUAUAGAGAGUGGAGAGACAACUGGAGAGCUUGUGGGUCACAGAGAGCCUGCCUUGCAUGUGUCAUUCUGUGACUUGGAGCCCUACUGUCUCACUGUGUGUGUUAUAGAGAGUGGAGAGACAACUGGAGAGCUUGUGGGUUACAGAGAGCCUGCCUUGCAUGUGUCAUUCUGUGACUUGGAGCCCUACUGUCUCACCGUGUGUGUUAUAGAGAGUGGAGAGACAACUGGAGAGCUUGUGGGUCACAGAGAGCCUGCCUUGCAUGUGUCAUUCUGUGACUUGGAGCCCUACUGUCUCACUGUGUGUGUUAUAGAGAGUGGAGAGACAAUUGGAGAGCUUGUGGGUUACAGAGAGCCUGCCUUGCAUGUGUCAUUCUGUGACUUGGAGCCCUACUGUCUCACCGUGUGUGUUAUAGAGAGUGGAGAGACAACUGGAGAGCUUGUGGGUCACAGAGAGCCUGCCUUGCAUGUGUCAUUCUGUGACUUGGAGCCCUACUGUCUCACUGUGUGUUCUACAUCAGCUAUCAUAUGGGACCUGAGGACUAACUGUUUAGUACAUCAGCUUACACUGAGGUCAUCCAUCUGCAUAAAACUGGUAAGGUUCAUGCCAGUAUCCAACCACAUUCUGGGGCUGUUUGAUGACAGUUCAGUGCAUGUAUGGAGACUUGACAGCCUCGUCUGUACCAAGCAGAUGUUCCCCGAGGAUUGGGGCGGACGUAACAUCAGAGCUGUGGCAUUUACCAGGAAUGGUAGAGGGAUGGUUUUGGCAGGACAGUCUGCAGCCCUAGCUGUGUUUGUGGUGGAUAACUGGACCUUACAAAAACUUAUCACCCUUCCUGACAACUUCAAGGCAGUCAAACAUUUAGAGUUCGUUCCACAAUUGUUUGACGGAGGUGCAAACAAGAUACUUGCAGUCCUCACUACCAACUGUGUUGCUUUGUUUGUGGACACAGAAAGUUCAAUUUUGCUGAGGAGUGUUGAACAAGUUGAAGGGUGUGUCAACCGGCUCGAGGCAAGCCUCAGCGGGAAGUAUGUUGUGUUACUGAUGCAGACAGGUGAAGUAGAUAUAUUCAGCAGUAGUCAGUUGAUUUUUGGUGGGAAACAUCAGCUGUUAGUAUCAGAAGCUCAGACUGACUCAGUGGCCAAGACUAGAACUAAACAGCAGCAUCAUGAACAGAUUAACAAGUUGGUAGACCUAAGUCAGUUGCGACCCAUACUGAAAGAAUUUGGAGAAUAUCCAGAAGCCUACAGGAAAUUAAUCUGGAAAACUAUUUUGGAACUUCCAGAAAACCAAAGUGCCUAUGUAACUUUGAUAAACAAGGGAAUACAUCCAGCAUUCGCUACAUUAGACAAAGUUUUCCCAUUGAGUGACAGAUCCCUUUCCAGCAGUGUUAAAAGACUUCUGUCAUGCCUGGCCUACUGGUCGCCAAUAUUUCUACAAGUCAAGCAUCUGCCUAUAUUUGUUCUGCCUUUUGUAAAACUCAUCAGACAUGAUCAGUUUGCUUGUUUUGAGACCGUUGCUUCGGUAAUAGUAAACUGGUGCCAAGGGUGGUUCCAGUUUGUGCCAUACCCCCCACUCCAUCUGCUGGACACUGUGAAGGCUCUAUUGGCAUCAGCUGACAACCAACUGAUGGCUCACUUCAACAGGUGCCAUGUAACAGCUGACCUGUACGUCUGGUCAUUGUUGGAGACUGCGUUUUAUGAGGUUUUAGGUUGGAAAGAGUGGCAACAGUUAUGGGAUCAUGUGCUUUCAAAUCAUCCAGCUCUCUUACUCUUCUUUGUUGUGGCUUUCAACAUUACUUGCCGAUCAUCCCUUAUGAACCUACACGACAUUGAAGACUUUGAGCACUUUUACCACACAGAAGUGAUGAUUAAUAUGAAUCAGCUGAUCUCCAAAUGUUAUCAGCUGUGGACUGACACUAGAGCUGAUAAACAUCCUAAACACCAAUUGACAUCCUACAAGCCUCUGCUCAGUGGAAAUAUGUACCAGAUAUUUACUGAUUACCCAAAACACCUCUUAGACAACCAGCUGGAAAAGCUUAGUUCUUUCUACGACGAGCAGGAGUUCUUGAAGGGCCAAGAGAAUAACAUUAACAAUCAGAAAGUGGGUCUUGACGCUGAGCAAAAGCAGUUGAAUGAGGCUUCAGUUAAGGAAAAUAGAUUGAAAGAGCUUGAGCAAAUCUACAGACAUGCUUUGAAAAGAGAAGAAAACCUCCUAGAAGAACAAAGACAGAGUCUGCUGGCAGCUCGUAGAGAACUGAGAGGCAAAGAGGCUGUGGUCAGAUCACAAUCAAUGGACAAAACUCUGCAAGAGAAGGCAGAUAAGUACGCUCAGUUGGAGAAACUCAUGGAUCAACUUGAAAACAAGAAAGGAACGUCAGACUUCCAGUCGUGUGGUAGUUGGAGUUCUUCACAUCAGUCGUCAAAUCCAUCUGCUCUACGGUUACAACAUGCAUCAGCUGUUUAUCAUCUUUCUAAGCUGAAAAAGUUGCAUCAACAAACAAAAAUGAGACAUCCAGAGUUAAAAAUGUGUAGCGGCAAGUUUGAAGAUUUACUUCGGAGGAUAGAGAUUGCACUGGACGAAGAAAAAAUAUCCAAACAUUUGAGGCCUUGUCACACUGAUCAAUUUAUCAAUUUGGAGGAAGAAACGCAGGCAUUGGAAGAUGAAGCGCAGCGUCUGUUGAGGAAACUCUCUACAAAAAAUCACAAGACACAUUGUUCUAAUCCAUCAACCUGUGGUUCUAAAAUUGGACAUAGCUCGUGCUACUGUUGUGGAGACACCAAAAGGAAAUAGUUUGCAAUAUGGUUUCUGAUAAGAUAAAUUUAUGUAGUAUCUAAUAAAAAAU